Molecule: messenger RNA, 2121 nt
Organism: Drosophila bipectinata
Lineage: Eukaryota; Metazoa; Arthropoda; Insecta; Diptera; Drosophilidae
Product: mesoderm induction early response protein 1
Biological process (GO): negative regulation of transcription by RNA polymerase II
Cellular component (GO): nucleoplasm
Molecular function (GO): transcription corepressor activity; histone deacetylase binding
Source: RefSeq, a predicted model, not a curated record
CUCGAGUCGCUGUCACACUGGUGUUGGGAAAAUGAUGGAGUUCGGGAAGUCGGAGCACUCACUGCACAGUAAUAGCGCCUCGGAGGCGUCGGCGGACUCCGGCAGCCUCCUGGCGCUAACGCCUGCCAAGCGAGACCGGGAGCGACGGAAAUCCCCCGCCACCAGCUCUACAGACAACACCAGCAUAAGCGUCCAAGCGCCGAUGUCGCCAUCGUCCUCCGUGGCGGAUACCACAUUCGAGCCAACCAUAGACAUGAUGGUAAACGACUUUGACGACGAAGCAACUCUUAACGAGGAGGAGGCCCUUGCCGACAUGGAGGCGCAUAGUGCCGAGGACGAGAUCGCCACACUGCGGGAGGAGAGCGAGAUGCCUAUAGAGGAGCUGUUGGCCAAAUAUGGCGGUAUGGCGCCUUCCCCGGCAGUCAGUAGCUCCAACCGCUCAAGCAGUUCAAGGCGCGCGCGUCGUGCCACCAAGCGCCAAUACCAGGAGCUAGACAUGGAGACCGCGCACACAUCGCCAUCAACGUCCAGCAGCGCCUCACAACUGGAAAAACCUAUGGACAGUGUGGAUCUAACACAACAUCAACCGAAAGAAGACGCACUGAAGGAGGCAUCGCUCCCAGAAACAAUAGAGGAUUCCCUAGAGGGACCACCAUCCGACAGUUCACAGAAGCCGCAUCGGUCUCACUUGCUCGACCUGUAUCCAGACGAGUCCUUCAGUAACUUAGCUCCUGCCGGCCCGUUAGAAGAGGUUGAGAGAUUCACCCCGAUGCAGACGCUCUUUGACGAGGUGGAGGCCGACGAGGAGGAAGACAGCGAGUCUGACACAGAGGACAAGAAGAUAAUAAUGGUGGGCACUGACUAUCAGGCUGAGAUUCCGGAGGGCCUCUCCCAAUAUGGGGACAUUUUACCGUACGAGAAUGAAGAUCAGUUGAUAUGGGAGCCCAGCCAGGUCAGCGAGCGUGAAGUAGAAGACUACCUGGCGAAGAUUCAGGACACGCGAUCUUUUGUUGCCUCAGAGGAUGAUACAGAGAGCGCGACCGGCGACGAGUCAGCUCCGAUUUCUACAGCAAACCUUUCCAAUCCUCCAGCACCGCCUCCUGUCCCUUCUGCUCCACCAAAAGUUCAAAUAGCACCUGCCGCUGGGGAUGUGGAACAGGUUGUGAAGGACAAUGAGCAAGCGCUGCACCUGCUCGUUCAGUGCGGCUAUGACUUCAAAGAGGCGUUGCGACGCAAGCGCAUGAAUGUCGUGCCACUGAGUGACACAAUGAGCAGUUGGUCGGAGGAUGAGUGUCAAAAAUUUGAGGAGGGCAUCCAGAAGUAUGGCAAAGACUUUUAUCAGAUCCGGCAGAACCAAGUGCGCACGAGGACAAUGCGCGAACUGGUACAUUUUUAUUAUCUCUGGAAGAAAAGCGAACGCCGCGAUCAGAGCUUUGCUCUUAACGACACCAUCGACCAUAUGGAUGUCUUUAUUAAUGAGGCUGGCGCCGGAAAUGGGAAUGGUGUGGUGACCGGCAACGGCAGUUGCUCGCCGCAUAGCAGUAAUGGGCACAGUAAUGGAGAAAUAUCAAUUAUGGAGAAGGAUCCUACUGCCAGCCCCCGAAAGUCGAGCUCCAAGAGUUAUUCCAUCAUGACGGGGGGCCAGGCGGCAGGAGUAGUAGUCGCCGGAAGCAGUCGAAAGCGGGGCACGUCUUCAUCAAUUGCUCAAGAAGAUGACGAGAACAUCGAGGAGGAGCCAAGCUCGGUCAAUGUGUAAACGAAAAUAGUGCAGGGAUUUGUACCAUCUUAACACCGAGCGCAGGCGCUAUCUAUCCGACUGGGCAAGGCCAAGUAUUAGGCGGGCAACUACUUUUCCAUUACCAUUCAUUAUAAAUAUGCAUACCUAACGUGUAGUAUAUAUCAUAUGUCUAAACAUAUAAAUUCCAGAUUCUUAAAUCAACAUCUCUCAUACCCUGUAAUGAAUUUCCUUAUUGUUAAGCGUGCGAUUCGUCUAUUUGUUAAAAGCCAGUGUGGAUUCCGAAACCGAGUACUUACGGCUUAUAUAUACAAUAUAUUUUCGCUCACUUCUUGAGUUUCGUUGAAUGUCAAUAAAUAUAAUCUGUAUAUCUGUGAAGUGUGGAA